Molecule: messenger RNA, 4075 nt
Organism: Hippoglossus stenolepis (Pacific halibut)
Lineage: Eukaryota; Metazoa; Chordata; Actinopteri; Pleuronectiformes; Pleuronectidae
Gene: src
Product: v-src avian sarcoma (Schmidt-Ruppin A-2) viral oncogene homolog
Exons: 14
Coding region: 407-2065 (552 amino acids)
Biological process (GO): cell adhesion; negative regulation of intrinsic apoptotic signaling pathway; bone resorption
Cellular component (GO): extrinsic component of cytoplasmic side of plasma membrane
Molecular function (GO): growth factor receptor binding; ATP binding; non-membrane spanning protein tyrosine kinase activity
Source: RefSeq, a predicted model, not a curated record
CCUGUGUCUCCCUCUCUCUCCUGUCUCACCCUCCGGCUCUCGGACCUGUGACUCCAGCUGACUUGUCUCACAUGUGAAUCUCUCUCUCUCUCUCUCUCUCUCUCUCUCUCUCUCUCUCCCCUCUCUCUCUCUCCUCUCCCUCUCUCUCUCUCCCUCUCUCUCUCUCUGUGCGUCAUGUCCUCGCCGGGCCGCUCCUCCUCCAGCUGAAUGGGAUCUCUGCGCCUCGGUGGCUCGGUUCGGAACCGCCGGGCUCUGACUCCUCCAGGACCUGUGAGCUUUUAACUCUGCGACCGCCUCAUUUCACGGUUUGAUCCCGAGUCCUGCACAUUUGUUUCGGGGACCCGAUCCGCAGAGAAGAGACGACGCCAGAGGAACCUCCUGGAACCCGCGCGUCAGGGCCUUGGCCAUGGGGGGAUCCAAGAGUAAGCCCAAGGUUUCAGGCCAGCGGCCCCACAGCCUCGAUGGCAACCUCAACUGCGGAGGAGGCGCUGGUGGCCACCACUCCAACUCCAAUCAACCGUCCCUGGCACCCAACCGUGGCUCCGCGAUGGACGGAGGUCUCAGUGGCAAUCCGUCCACGGCCAAUAAUGCAGAGAUGGCCCUGUUCGGCGGAGUGGACAAUAACAGCGUCACGGCUCCGAACAGAAUCACACUGGCAGGAGGUGUGACGACCUUCGUGGCGUUGUACGACUACGAGUCUCGAACGGCCUCAGAUCUGUCGUUCAAGAAGGGCGAGCGUCUCCAGAUCGUCAACAACACGAGGAAGGUGAACUGCAGAGAAGGCGACUGGUGGCUGGCGCGCUCCCUGACCACUGGAGAGAGCGGUUACAUCCCCAGCAAUUACGUGGCUCCGUCCGACUCCAUCCAGGCAGAAGAUCACCUCAGACUCACUCUCGAGUCCAGGUGGUACUUUGGCAAAAUCACCCGCCGCGACUCGGAGCGCCUGCUGCUGAGUCUAGAGAACAGGAGAGGGACCUUCCUGGUGAGAGAGAGCGAGACCACCAAAGGGGCCUUCUGUCUGUCUGUGUUGGACUACGAUAACACCAAAGGGCUGAACGUGAAGCACUACAAGAUCCGGAAGCUGGACAGCGGCGGCUACUACAUCACGUCCCGCACGCAGUUCAGCAACCUGCAGCAGCUCGUCAACCACUACCGCAAGCACGCCGACGGGCUGUGUCACAGUCUGUCGGACAUCUGUCCCGUGCUGAAGCCUCAGACUCAGGGACUGGCCAAGGACGCCUGGGAGAUCCCCAGAGAUUCGCUCCAUCUCGACCUGAAGCUUGGACAGGGCUGCUUCGGAGAGGUGUGGAUGGGAACGUGGAACGGCACAACACGUGUGGCGAUCAAGACCUUGAAGACCGGCACCAUGUCCCCGGAGGCGUUCCUCAUGGAGGCUCAGGUCAUGAAGAAGCUGAGGCACGAGAAGCUGGUGCAGCUCUACGCGGUCGUGUCCGAGGAGCCCAUCUACAUCGUCACCGAGUACAUGGUGCAAGGCAGCUUACUGGAUUUCCUGAAGGGCGACAUGGGUAAGAUGCUCCGCCUCCCCCAGCUGGUGGACAUGGCCUCACAGAUCGCUUCGGGAAUGGCUUACGUGGAGAGGAUGAACUACGUGCACAGGGACCUCCGAGCUGCCAACAUCCUGGUGGGAGAUAACCUGGUUUGUAAAGUGGCCGACUUUGGUCUGGCUCGCCUCAUUGAAGACAAUGAAUACACCGCCAGGCAAGGCGCCAAGUUUCCCAUCAAGUGGACGGCCCCGGAGGCGGCUCUCUACGGCCGCUUCACCAUCAAAUCUGACGUCUGGUCAUUUGGCGUCCUGCUGACAGAACUGGCCACCAAAGGCCGAGUGCCCUACCCAGGGAUGGUGAACCGGGAGGUGCUGGACCAGGUGGAGCGUGGCUACCGCAUGCCGUGCCCGGCCGAGUGCCCCGAGUCCAUGCACGAGCUGAUGCUGACCUGCUGGAGGAAAGAGGCGGAGGAGAGGCCCACCUUCGAGUACCUGCAGGGCUUCCUGGAGGAUUACUUCACCUCCACGGAGCCUCAGUACCAGCCGGGGGAGAACCUGUAACCGGGGCCCAACACGGACGAGUGCAUGUGUCAUGCAUGUGCAAAACCGAGCAUGUGCAUCUGCUUUGGAGUGCAUGGACAAAUACUGUAUGUGUGAGUGUGUACGUGUGUGUGUGCAGAAGGCCGACAGACGUCAGGGAACAAUCUAUCAAACAAUCAGCAUCGUUCACUUCCUGCAUCGCCGCACGUCACCUAAAGGAGGGGCUGUUUUCAAAGGAAGGGACUAAACUGUGGUAUUAUUUAGAUUUUCUUAUACAGUGCAUUGUUUGUCAAUCAACUCUAUACAACCGAGCAGCUCUUUCUACCUUCUCCUGUGUGUGUGUGUGUGUGUAAGUUGAUGAUCACCUGAACCUGACUGAUCUUGUAGUUUCACCGGUUUCAACACUGGCGAAUGGCGGCGGCCACGAGAGACUGAGAGACGGGCCGAACUGACUUUGGAUGCAAGUGUCCUGCUGGAGGCUCCGCUACAGGAUUAUUUUAUGGGAUGAAUUAGAGCUGUCGUCUUCCAGUUUUGCCACUUUGGGAUGUUUGGGAUGUACAAUAGAUUUUCCAGGAUUAUUUUUUUGAUAAUGUUGUUGUUGGAGAUCCUUCGACUGCUGUGAGAUUGUGACCGAGGCGGACGCGCUUGAUUCCCGUCUAACUCGCCAAUCGGGUAAAUUCCUUCUGUCGCUGUGACCAACAAGCCAACGGCUCGACACAAAGAAGAGGCCGAGGCUGCGUCUCUAUUUUCUAAACGUGACUUUUGCUACUGAUCACAAAGAGUUUUGCUGCAAGGAUUUUUUUUUUUUGUGCCAAUGAGAAUCUCUUUUGUACUAAUUGUAUUUUACUACUCUGAACAUUUCUUGCAACGAAAAUUCCGGGACGUGUCUGCAGAAAGUCCACGGCACCGGCUGGCUCUCCAGCGUGGUUUCAUUUUGUUUUUUCUUCGAGGAUUGAAAUUAAAAACUUCUUUCACGCCUCCUUUUUCAUUUCUGACGUUUCUGAAUAUGAAGAUUUGCAGUCGUACACUGGAGAUACAUGUUGUUUAUGUUUCUGGUCAUAACUUCCUCCAGCCUGCAGGGACAAAACCACAUCUGACCAUAAACAGCAUGUAAAGCAAAUGAAUUGGCCUCUUGAAACUUAAAUGUAAAUAUCUUGUUUUUUUUGUGUAUAUAUAUCACCUUAUAAUUUAUUCCUUUGGAAAUAACCCAGAUUAUUUUAUCGUUCAUGGUACUUUUAUGGGUUGAAUAACAUCUGACGGUAAAGAUAUGAGAUGAAUAUAUUCUAGAAAAACUUCUACGUUACAGGUAUGUUUUUCUGUGCAUGUAUUUCUGUAAACUUAUCUGGGUUGUACAUUUUGAACAUGACCAUUUUCCACGAUUGCACCUUUCUUGAAGAAAAUCACUUUUCGUUUUUUUUUUGCCAGAAUCCCCGACCGUCUACCAGCACUAAUCUUUCCCACGAUGCAAUCUACUCCUCCGAUGUUUACACGCUGAUAAUCUUCAAAUCAUGUCGGCGCUGCUGCAGCGUUUCUGUCUGUGCACCUGAUCGAUGUGUGUGUGUGUGUGUGUGUGUGUGCGUGCGCUUCCAUGGGUCAAACGUUAUGAUUUUAUCAAGCACUUCUGCUGACGAUGAAAUAACUUCAGAGUACGUGACAAGUGGAAGGAGCUUGAUAUCUGUGUCGUGUGGUUGUGUGUGUGGGGGGUGCAGUGGAUGCAUUUAUUUGCAUGGGUGUGGUCAGGUUGUCUGGCGUCCUGCUCUUGCACGUAGGCUGCAGGUCAAAGGGUCACGUCGUGUGCGUGUGCAGCCGUGCUCACAAAGCCAAGGACAUUUUCCUGCCGGGGGUUCCGUGGGUCUUCUCUCUGGCUAUGCAUAUAUUUUUUUAAAAAUCUGUGAUAUUACUAUAUAAAUAUAUAUAAACUCUUUUCUACUGUAUUCUCUGGGAGCUUUCAGAUUAAAAGCUCCUCAGUAAAUCUUACCGAAUACUGUUGAAAUUUGAACGGCUGUUUGAAUAAAUUUGUAUAUUACCAGA